This is a messenger RNA of Prunus persica (peach), 939 nucleotides long. RefSeq names its product DEAD-box ATP-dependent RNA helicase 51. The transcript is spliced from 8 exons. The coding region runs from base 1 to 939 and encodes 312 amino acids. The record is from RefSeq and is a predicted model, not a curated record. Gene Ontology annotation, biological process: maturation of LSU-rRNA from tricistronic rRNA transcript (SSU-rRNA, 5.8S rRNA, LSU-rRNA). Lineage: Eukaryota; Viridiplantae; Streptophyta; Magnoliopsida; Rosales; Rosaceae. Gene Ontology annotation, cellular component: nucleolus.
AUGACAGACGCAAUCCCUUACGCAUCUUUCGAGGACGAGACGAAGAAGAAACGCAAGAGAAAGAGAGGAAAGACACCAUCGGAAUCGACUGGUGCAAAAGAAUCUGAGCUUCAAAACCCUAAGGAGGUUAUAGAUCUUGCUAGCUUGUCAUUGAGAGAACCUAUCUUUAUUGAUGUGGAUGAUGGGAGAACUAAGGCCAUCAAUGCAGGGCUGCAACAUGGCUAUUGUAUUGUGCCUAGUGAAAAGAGAUUCAUUCUCCUGUAUUCUUUUCUGAUGAAGAAUCAGUCGAAGAAAGUGGUGGUCUUCUACUCUUCUUGUAAGUCAGUCAAAUUCUACUCUGACCUUCUUAGAUGCGUUAAUGUGGAUUGCUUUGAUAUCCAUGGAGGGCAAAAGCAGCAGCAGAGGACAACUACUUUCCUUGACUUCUGCACAGCAGAGAAAGGAAUCUUACUUUGCACUGAUGUUGCUGCGCGUGGGUUGGAUAUUCCUGCUGUGGACGUGAUUGUGCAGUUUGAUCCUCCAGAUGAUCCCAAGGAAUAUAUCCACAGGGUCGGUCGAACAGCUCGAGGGGAAGGUGGAAAAGGAAAGGCAUUUAUUUUCCUCAUUCCCGAAGAGAUGCAAUUUAUUCACUAUUUGACGGCAGAAAAAGUCCCCGUUGCAGAACAACAAAUUAGGAAGAAUAGGCUGAAAAAUGUGCAGUCUAAACUGGAGAAGAUGGUUGAGGGCAACUACUAUCUGCACCAAUCAGCAAGAGAGGCAUAUAAAUCUUAUCUAUUAGCAUAUAAUUCACACUCUAUGAAGGACAUCUUUAACGUUCACCGUCUCGAUCUACGGGCGGUCGCAGCUUCAUUUUGCUUUUGUAGUCCCCACAAGGUGAAUUUGAACUUAAGCAGCAGUGCAUCAAAGCUCCGGAAGAAGAUGCGCAUGGGAGGAAGUUGA